Messenger RNA from Penicillium hordei, 894 nucleotides. Its product is annotated as Ankyrin repeat protein. The record is from RefSeq and is a predicted model, not a curated record. Bases 1 to 894 code for a protein of 297 amino acids. Lineage: Eukaryota; Fungi; Ascomycota; Eurotiomycetes; Eurotiales; Aspergillaceae. Gene Ontology annotation, molecular function: protein binding. The transcript is spliced from 2 exons.
AUGGGUUCGAGCAGUCAGGAAGCCAAGAUUGCACGCCGUCGGGCCAAAAACCGACAAGCACAACGCCGUCACCGAGAGGCUACGAAAGCGAAGCUCGCAGAGCUCGAGCGUCUCAGGCCACAGGUAGAUUCGAGGAAUACAUUCUUGCCUUCGAGUCCCUAUCAAGCGGCCUGUAACCUGGACGCCUCCGCACCCAAGACGAAAACCUCACCACCGCGACAGUUCUGCGGGAGAUGUGGUAAUGACCACGGGGGCCCGACGUACGAGCAAAGUUUCGACCUACCAAGCUUGUAUUGUCACCAGGCGAACUUUCAUAAUGCAGCUGCCUCCCUCCGUGGUCUGAACGAAACCCCCUCCGAACCACCACCAACCUGUCUGAACUUCCAGGAGUUCGAUUCUGCUCUUCCAACACACGAUGAGAGUUUGGCCUUGGACUCACACCAAUGGUACUCCCUUGGCGAAUCUCUUCCACCAAACACCAGUUUUGAUUAUAUUGGUACAACAGCAUCCUCAAUUCACGGACUGUCACGGCGUCAUCGAGCAAAGUCUACAACACAAAAUCCACCCCAUUCUAGAUCAAAGUCCUCCUCUAAUCAAUCCGCUCUGCAUCUGGCUGCAGCGUCGGGGAACACAGAAUGCGUCAGGGCAUUACUGACCCACAAUGCUGAUAUGAACGCAACCGAUGCGUUGGGUAGAACGCCACUCCAUGCAUGUGUAGCAGCAGGUAACACGACCGACCAUGUUUCCGUGGUUCAGUUGCUGAUUCAAAAUGGGGCGAACCCGACACUGAAGGAUCAAACUGGGAUGGGCCCGUUACACAUUGCUGCGGAGAGAGGGAAUGAUCUUGUGCUUGAGGCCUUGAUUCAGAUUGGAGUGGAUGUAAACGCGUUAUAA